AUGGCUAAAGAAUCACCAAGAAGAUCUUUGUUCUCGAUUCCAUUUCGCCUAUUUGGAGGGGAUGAGGGAAUACCUGAACUUACCAUUGGUGUUAAAGGAUAUGCUAUGAUCAUUGAGAAAAAGAAACCGGCGCCAAGAAUGAUACACAUGAGAUCAGAAACAACAAGACUUGCCGAAUCUAGAACAAAAUACGUUUGUAUGAUAGCAUUCACCAAAGCUGAAGUUGCUGAAUUAAGAAGAUUCGGCCAAAAGGGUCUUAAUCUUAUCGGGUUUAAGCCUUCGAAUGCUGCUAAAUUUCAUUAUAAUGUUGAACAUGCAUUGUUUUUAUAUCCUGAUGAAGGAGUAAAAAUGAGCAAAGUGGCUAUAUGUUAUCUUGUCAAACGGGAUAACUCUCUCCCCUCUUUUGUCGUACUAGAAGCCCAAGCUGAAAAAUUAGAUGAAGAUAAACGACAGAUAUUUCCCCCGGGAUUUAACAUGAUACCCCUCCCGUUUGCUGAUGAUAUCAGGCCACUUCCGCCCCACGCUGAAAUUACACCUGCUCCUGAUGAGAUGAUUGAUAUCCUAAAGCCAAUUGUUGAUAAACUACAUAUGAAAGGCGGAUUUGAUCCCAAUAAAUUCAAUAAUCCCGGUAAGUAUUUUUACAUAUAUUUUUUUAUUCCUUAA
This is a messenger RNA of Rhizophagus irregularis DAOM 181602=DAOM 197198, 663 nucleotides long. The record is from RefSeq and is a predicted model, not a curated record. Lineage: Eukaryota; Fungi; Glomeromycota; Glomeromycetes; Glomerales; Glomeraceae.